Molecule: messenger RNA, 1712 nt
Organism: Polyodon spathula (Mississippi paddlefish)
Lineage: Eukaryota; Metazoa; Chordata; Actinopteri; Acipenseriformes; Polyodontidae
Gene: slc45a2
Product: solute carrier family 45 member 2
Exons: 7
Coding region: 21-1700 (559 amino acids)
Biological process (GO): transmembrane transport
Cellular component (GO): membrane
Molecular function (GO): sucrose:proton symporter activity
Source: RefSeq, a predicted model, not a curated record
CCAAGCAGUGGGCUUACAUCAUGACUCUCCAAACUGAAAAGGAACUUGCAAAACUAUCCCAGACUGAGGUCCAAAUCACAACCAUGGAUCUCUACACGGUGGAUUGCCAAACACAAUUAGCUGAAUCCACCGGGGAAAUUAUUUGUGCUGUGGAACCCCCAAGAAGGUCGACGGGUAGAUUGUUAAUGCACAGCAUGGCGAUGUUUGGAAGGGAAUUUUGCUAUGCAGUGGAAGCCGCGUUUGUGACCCCGGUACUGCUUAGUGUCGGACUCCCCAAAAGACUUUACAGCUUAGUGUGGCUUCUAAGCCCAAUUCUGGGUUUCAUUCUGCAGCCAGUAAUUGGAUCUGCAAGUGACUACUGCAAAUCUAGUUGGGGCAGAAGAAGACCCUAUAUUAUUACCUUGGGUAUCAUGAUGUUGAUAGGAAUGACUAUGUAUCUUAAUGGAGACGCCGUGGUUUCAGCCAUUGUAAGUGAUAAAACUGUAAAGCAGACCUGGGCCAUAGCGAUUGUGAUGCUGGGAGUAGUGCUUUUUGACUUUGCAGCAGAUUUUAUUGAUGGACCUAUAAAGGCUUAUCUGUUUGAUGUUUGCUGUCAUCAGGAUAAAGAGCGGGGGCUUCAUUAUCAUGCCCUUCUAACUGGUCUAGGCGGUGCUCUUGGGUACUUUAUUGGAGCUAUGGACUGGGGACACACAGCCCUGGGGACUCUGCUGGGGUCGGAAUAUCAAGUUAUCUACUUUUUUUCAGCCAUCAUAUUGGGGGUAUUUCUGACUGUGCACCUGUUUAGCAUCCCAGAAGUUCCGCUGGGGAAACAAGAUUCUCUGAAUAAAGUGUCUGACACAUCCUUACUUUUAAAGCCCAACAUCCACAGUAAUGGUUAUGGGGCUGUGGUCAAAAUGCCAAAUGGUAACCAUGAGCCAGACAUACGACCCAGGUCUUUCUCAGCACUGAGCGAAACCAAUUUGAUUACACCCAGCGUUAAACAACCAAACCAAGAGGUUCAGAGGCGGGUGACCCUGAAGUCCCUUGUGACUGCCAUGUACAGUAUGCCUGUUCACUAUCGCUGUCUCUGUGUCAGUCACCUCAUUGGAUGGACAGCCUUUCUCUGCAAUAUGCUGUUCUUUACUGAUUUUAUGGGCCAGAUAGUGUAUAAAGGAGACCCUUAUGCUGAACAUAAUUCAACAGCAUACCAAACCUACGAAAGGGGGGUAGAGAUUGGAUGUUGGGGCAUGUGCAUUAAUGCUAUUUCUUCUGCCUUAUACUCAUAUAUCCAGCAGAUACUUUUACCCUACAUAGGAUUAAAAGGACUCUACUUUACUGGCUACUUCCUCUUUGGCCUGGGAACUGGUUUGAUUGGACUCUUCCCCAGUGUGUACUCCACUCUGACUCUGUGCACAGUUUUUGGUGUGAUGUCCAGCACUCUCUAUACCAUACCCUAUAAUCUGAUAUCUGAGUAUCACCAAGAGGAAGAGUUGCAGAGAAUGCAGGAGGGGAAGCCAGUGGAGGACAGCAGGGGCAAAGGCAUUGACUGUGCUGCCCUUACCUGUAUGGUCCAGUUGGCUCAGAUCAUUGUGGGAGCAGGACUAGGAGCACUGGUGAACCUGGCAGGCAGUGUGGUGGUUAUUGUUAUCUGUGCCUCUGCCGUGUCCCUGUCGGGCUGUCUCUUUGUUGCUCUCUUUGUCAGAUAUGUGGAAUAUAAAUAAACAUUUAGUAUU